GUAGUGUACUUGGUGGGUACUUAGGCUUCGUGCCACACUGUUAGUUGUCAUUUGGUCGAUGGCAGAGGUACGCAGUGAGGUGGAGACCAGUUCUCUAGGUCUAGGAGCCCCAGAGUCGGCAGAUUACCCCCAGCUACCACACCCUGCUGCAGACUCUACGCUGCCUGUAGCAGAGCCCCUGAAGGUACCGGAGGACCCCAGCCAGAGACACAGGCUGAGCCUGACACCUGUCCAUUGCCACCCAGGAGGAUGUGGGAGGACAGCUUCGACACAGAGAAUUACUCAGCGGUGUCGUGGAGGCAGUAUUUUGACCAGUCGGAGGACAUCCCAGUAGGACCGUCAGAGACCAGAGAUGUGUUCAGGGUCUACAGGAACGGUACUGAUGGACCACUACUGGUUCUGCUGCACGGAGGAGGACACUCUGCCUUGUCCUGGGCUGUUUUUACUACAGCCAUAGCCAGUAGGGUAACCUGCAGGGUGCUGGCCAUGGACCUCAGGGUCACGGUGAGUUCAGAGAGCAAAGGUCAUCUCAGAAUGCCACUCUCUUUGAUUGUAGUCAUGACAAUAAGGGUGCCAUUUUGGAUCCGUCCAUAG
Oncorhynchus masou masou (cherry salmon) is the source of this 594-nucleotide messenger RNA. RefSeq names its product protein phosphatase methylesterase 1-like. NCBI's taxonomy places the organism in Eukaryota, Metazoa, Chordata, Actinopteri, Salmoniformes, Salmonidae. Bases 250 to 594 code for a protein of 114 amino acids. The transcript is spliced from 3 exons. Gene Ontology annotation, biological process: protein demethylation. The record is from RefSeq and is a predicted model, not a curated record. Gene Ontology annotation, molecular function: protein methylesterase activity.